UGCGCAUGCCCAGACUGUGAGGCGACACCCAGCGGCGGUUGACGUGCAUUGGUGGCGGUGGUUCUUUGUGCAAGAUGCUGGUGUUGAUGCUGGUGGCUGCGGCGACCCUGCGACUCUGCUUGCUGGCCAGAGCUCAGCCGCUGUGCCGUAAUCACAUGGUGAGGACAGGAAAGGUGUUUCAUAUCAGACAGCAAAUUCAAGGGGACCAACUGUAUUUUUCAUCUACAAGAGCACACUUGAUUAAACAUCCUUGCAAGAAAAACAUAGCCCUGUAUCUAGGAAGACAAAUCUUUUUCACGACAGAUAAUUUCAAAAGUAGUCUCCUUCCACUUUCCAUCCCUGCAUCAAUGAAGGUUGGCAAACCAGAAUUAACAUCAGCACAUAUCGCUGACUCAGUAUUGGUGUUGGUAGUGAAUCAAAAAGUCUAUAUUUAUGACUAUGAAGCCAAUUCCUGGAACACAUCUCUAGGUAUAGAACGCCCUGUUUCACAUGUUUCUGGUGACAACUGUUGUUACAGCAGACAUCCAUUUUGUGUGGAUAUGAGUAAUUCAGUUUUUGCUUAUUUGUACGGAGAUCAGAUAUCUCAGACCACUGUAUAUUUCUCAAACACCCAGGGAUACAAAUUUCAGAAGUUUGCCUAUGAAAGACAGGCAGAACUAGUUGGGUCUUUGGGUGGGACCUUCUACUUUCACUCCUUGUCACAGGUUGGGCUGCUUCUCAUUGAUCAAGGGAAGGCUAGGUUCGGUUACUCAGAGCACCCCUUGAACAGCAGUUUUGGGCUGCCCUUCGACUACAACGGGACCCUGGGCAUCCUCAUCACCCCAGGCCAGAAAGGCAUUCUAAUCUUUUGGUUUGAGAAGAGCCUGUUGGUUUCCAGAAACUCAGGUCAGCUCGUCUACCCUGUCCAUGUGCGAGAAGGACCGAACACCUUGUAUUCGUCCAUUUCUGAAGCCAACAUCACCAUCCACAGCGUUGCUGCCAAUGAAUAUGAACUGGCAGUUUUAACCCAGGAGAACAAUUUGUAUUACGGCAGCUUGGGAAUCCUGUCAAGUUCUCUAAUCAAAUUUGCAGGCCAAAACAUCUGGUCCCAGGACGCAGCCCUAAUGUUCACUGAUGUGGGGAGAAUGGAAAUACUGACCCCAAUCCCCGAUUUGAUGUUUCCAGCUUUCGAUUUCCAGAAGUGUUCUGUGAACAUCCAGCCGAUUCUCAUGGAUCCCCAACUCCAAGUUGACGUUUGCAAAGCGGAACUUCUGGAAGGAGAAUUUGACGGCAAAAUGUACACCAUUGACAUGAACAGCAAAUUGGAGCUGACCGCCCUGAUGAUCCCAAGGCCCGGCAUGUCCCUGAUCCCGCUGGCAAUGGUGAGCAACCCCCACUCCCUGGGCCUGCAGGCCAUCAUCUAUGAGGACGGCUACACUUAUGACGGGAACACCAAACACAGGCUGAACAUUUCCCUGAAGCAGCAGCACCACUGGGGCAGAGCUGACCCCAAUUUCACCUCCAGCAUAAAGAGACCCACAGGAUCUACCAUCACUCUGGACAUAGCCAACAAGGAAAUUUCGUGUGUGGACCUCAAGCCACUGACAGCGUUCAUUUCAGUGGGUUGCGACCAGGAAAAAAAGAUCGUCAUUCAGAACGAAAUCUCAGCCUGUCAGAACAACAUCCUCGACCCCGUGGGCCUUCAGGACAAUUACAGCUACGUCAUUGAGAGGGAGGCCUACGACCCCAACUUCCAGGGGCAGAAGGCCAGUGAGGACCUGGUGGUGCAGUACGAGUAUGAGAAGCUGGGCUGCCCCAGCCUCGUCUACUGGGACAACCCCUGGAAGCCCGUGGUGGAACUGUGGCGGGAAGGCAAGUUCCAGGAGGUCAUCGAGACAGAGUUCGUCCUACUGGAGGUGCACGGACUGUUCACGUACACCUACUCCCUGACAGCCCAGACGGCGCGCUGCAAGGCCCAGCCGCAGAACUGGACCACCAUCAUGGAGACCGCGGGCGACAGGGGGCCCUUCGCCUGGGACCGAGAGAACUAUGUGAGCUGCCAUGACCCUGACAACGAAGUACCCUUGAGAUGGCCAAACGUCCCGUAUCAGAUCCUGGGAGGCCCGACGGCAAACAAGGUUAUUUUUGACCAGAGGAAUGGAAUCUACGUUUUCUACAUUUCUAUCGUGGAUCCGUACUACAGCUACUGUCACUUGGAGACCACCUUCAGCAUCUACGUGUACGGCGCCUUCCCCCUGUCUGUCAUCCUGGCGGCGGUCACGAUCAUCCCGCUCGUGGCGGUCAUGCUGCUGUCCGUGUGGCUGGCCUACGCCAUCCCCAAACUGCUGCACACGGAGAAGGGCCUCAAGUUCAAGGGCUUCUGGAUUCAUCUGUGCAGGAGGUGCCGGAAGGCCUGUGCGUGUUUCCGAGGCGGGUGCUAAGUGCACCGGGGAAGCCCCGCGUGGCCUUAAAGUGUUCUAUAAAGCGGCUGGUGGCGGUGUUCGUGCCGCGUGUUUGGAGCGUGUUGUGUCCUCCCCCACCACCUUCCAUCCUCCUGUCGCAGCUCCCCCACCGUGCGGCACCUGCGCCGGGAGUGGGGCAGCCCAGGCCCUUGACGGGACGCGGGGGAGGUGAGGGAGCGGAGCACCCCACGGAGAGAGAGGUGGUCCUCUGAAAGACCUAAGACGUAGCCCCGUGGCCCUUAGAGGGGGACGGGGGAGUCUGGAGGAGGCAGCAACUGCUGGGAGUCCGUUUCUGGGGCAUAAACCCUCCCGGGUAUACAAACACGCAUGUGUGUGCUCUGCUGUGU
Messenger RNA from Lutra lutra (Eurasian river otter), 2788 nucleotides. It is a transcript of the gene CATSPERD, whose product is annotated as cation channel sperm associated auxiliary subunit delta. Lineage: Eukaryota; Metazoa; Chordata; Mammalia; Carnivora; Mustelidae. The record is from RefSeq and is a predicted model, not a curated record. The transcript has 22 exons. Bases 75 to 2420 code for a protein of 781 amino acids. Gene Ontology annotation, cellular component: CatSper complex; sperm principal piece. Gene Ontology annotation, biological process: flagellated sperm motility; sperm capacitation.